AUGGUGGGUGCUGCGGUCUUCGACUCGGGCGCGGUCAUCGACUCGGGCACGGUCAUCGACUCGGGCACGGUCAUCGACUCGGGCGCGGGCGCGGUCACGCGCAACACUGCGUUGCUGUUCCUGCUGGUGGUGGCCAAGGCGGUGUGGAGCGCGGCGAGCUAUGCGCUGGUGGGCAAUGGCGGGCAGACAGUGUCUGUUGCGGCUGCGCUGCUGGUGACAGCCGGCGUGGUGUUUGCAGCGCUGCAGCGGCCGCUCGCUCCGUACCACCGCCGCAUCCACUCGACAGACUGGGCAUGGAUCGCGGUCCACGCUGUGCUCGGCGCCGCGGCCUUUAUGGCCUGGCUUGUUGCGCUCGAACUGCUUGGUCCGCUGCUGGCGGUCAUAGCCUCAGGCUUUACCGACACUGCCUUUGUGGUUGCGCUUGGCCUGCUGGUGGCCAAGGUACCCACCGCGGGCGGGCGCGGUGACAAGGACGUCAGCCUGGCGGGGCAGCGGUGGUCGAGCGGGCGGAUGCGCGGUGCGCUUGUCCUUGUCAGUGUCCUGUGCGCCGUAGCGAGCGGGCGAGUCGGUGGAAUCGGCGCCAUUCCAACUCCAGAGGCGGAUGCCGGUGGCGACGGGAGCCUGUUGGCGUCGCCGGCGGCCAAGGGCGUGAUGGCGCUUGUGGCUUCGCUUGUGGCGUCUGUGGCGCAAAAGCUUCUUGGCCGGCGACUGGGAGUGGCGGUCAACGGGGUUAAGCGGCUGCAUGCGCUCUCGACGCUGCUCUCGGGCGCACUGCUCCUGCCCGCGGCCGUGGUACAAGGCAUGCGGCUCGGCGCAGGAGAGGCUUGGCUUGGAAGCCUUGCGCCGAGCUCACUCUCGGGGCUGGUCCAGCUGAUGGUCCUCGCGCUCGGCCUUCUUGUGUUCAACUACUAUGUCGACGUGCGGGUGCUGGAGAAGAAGGCAGUGCUUGCGCCGUCGUUUGUGGCACAGCUCGGGUUUGGAGCGGCAGCGGCGACAGCGGGGGGCAUCGAGUUUAUGCGGACCGGAAGCGUGCCGCUGAGCGGGAUCGCCCUCGCUGCCGCGGUCAUUUUCGGCCUCCGCGACCUGCUUCACGUCCCGGGCAAGAAGCGCGGCAAGGGCGAGGCGCGGAGCGACGGGUCGCUCCUGUCGACAUCAUCGAUCGCGGUCUUCACUUCGGUACUCAAGCAGAUUGUGACCGGUCAGGACUCCCGCAAGAUCUUUGGCUUUCUCGUUGUCAAUCUGCUGUUCAUGUUUGUGGAGCUCGUGUAUGGGUUCUGGACCAACUCGCUCUCGCUCCUCUCCGACGCUUUCCACAUGCUGUUCGACUGCACCGCGCUGGCCAUUGCACUCUACUGCACGGUCAUGGCGCAGUGGCCAUCCAACUCGGUCUACUCGUUUGGCUACGGACGGUACGAGAUUCUCUCAGGCUACGUCAACGGCGUCUUCCUCGUCUUUAUCGCCAUUUCGGUUCUCGGCGAGUCGGUCGCCCGCCUCUUUGCGCCCGAGGACGUGAGCACAGACCGGCUACUCCUUGUGGCCGUUCUCGGCCUCGUUGUCAACCUUGUCGGCCUCUUUGCCUUCCACGACCACCACGGGCACUCGCACGGCGGCGGCGGCGGACACUCGCACGGGCACUCUCACGCUCACGGCGAUGCCGAGGCCGGCAAUGGCCACGGGCACUCACACGGCGGCGACGGCGGCGACGACGAGGAGAACAUCUCCAUGCACGGCGUCUUCCUCCACGUCCUCGCAGACACCCUUGGUUCGGUCGGUGUCAUCAUCUCCUCGCUCCUCAUCGAGUGGUUUGGGUGGACCAUCUCGGACCCGAUCACCUCGAUCUUCAUCUCGGUCCUCAUCUUCCUCUCGGUCAUUCCGUUGCUGCAAAACGCCACGGCCGUCCUGCUUCAGCGGGUGCCGAACGGCGUCACUCCGCGCCGCACCGCCCGUGCCGUCGACGCCAUCCACGCUGUCCCGGGUGUCGUCGCCGCCUCGGACCUCCAUAUGUGGCGCCAGGACGAGACCACGGCCGUCGCCACCGUCCACGUCGUCGCUGAGCCGUCCGCCUCAGAGCAGGCCGUCCGCCUCGGCGUCGAGCAUGUCCUCAAGUCACAGCUAGGCAUGCAUGUGACCACUGUCCAGGUAGAGAAGAAGUCGCUGUAAACCCUGAUCAGUCCCCC
Molecule: messenger RNA, 2177 nt
Organism: Thecamonas trahens ATCC 50062
Lineage: Eukaryota; Apusomonadida; Apusomonadidae
Product: zinc transporter 5
Exons: 2
Coding region: 1-2160 (719 amino acids)
Biological process (GO): intracellular zinc ion homeostasis; zinc ion transport; transmembrane transport
Cellular component (GO): membrane; Golgi apparatus
Molecular function (GO): zinc ion transmembrane transporter activity
Source: RefSeq, a predicted model, not a curated record